UGUGCUUCCCGCUUCGUUGAGUCGCUGUUGUCUAGCGAUAUUCUCGCAUCUCAGGUUUCGUGUCUGGGUCCGAAGCUUUGAGAAACAGUUCGUUUCCUCAAACUUGCGUUGAGCAAACGUCACGUGCCGUUGUCGAACCGUGAAAAGAACGAAGAAAACCUUCGGUUGCUGCUAAUGUGCCUGAACUGGCAUUUCCCCUUCUUCUUUCCUUCUCAGGGCUGCCCCUUCUCCCGCGAGGAAGUCUCCUCCAGGACCACGAUGCCGCUCCCCCGUCAUCCGCGCGCCGCCCGCCGAAGCUGACGCCGCGGGGGUCCCGGUCCCUCGGCGGGAGUCGAGCCGACCCCUGGCAUGAGGCCUUGGCAGGGUUGAAGGGGCACCGCCAUGGCGUCUCUGGACGACCCGGGGGACGUGCGGGAGGGCUUCCUGUGCCCUCUUUGCCUGAAGGACCUGCAGUCCUUCUAUCAGCUGCAGUCCCACUACGAGGAGGAGCACUCGGGGGAGGACCGUGAUGUCAAAGGGCAAAUUAAAAACAAGCUCACCAGCGCCAGCAAGGACUCCCUGAGCGCCCACGCCAGCCCCAGCCAGUCGCCCACCGGCGUGCACGGCUCCCGGCGCGGCAGCAGCAGCAGCCUGGGCAGCGUGAGCUCCGUCCUGGACGACAAGGACGACGGGAUCCGCUGCUGCACCCACUGCAAGGACACGCUGCUCAGGAGGGAGCAGCAGCUCGACGAGAAGGAGCGCACGCCCGACAUCGCGAAGCUCUACGAGAUGCAGCGAAGUUACUCCGGGGGUGGCUCCGGGCCCGUUGAGUCGCAUCGGCUCGGCGAAGAGCACGGGGCUGGUCCUGGGGUCCUGGGCGCGAAUUGGUCCCUGUGGCGCCCACACGUGGAGAGCGGCGUCCAGGGGAUUAGCUGCUUCCCAGGAACGGCCGCCGCGUUUGCUGGGGAGACGACCUACAGUCUGGAACACGCCAGCGACCUCCGCGCGGAGGUGCAGAGAGUGUACGAGCUGAUCGACGCUCUAAGCCACCUCGCCGACUUCAAAAAGCACCGAGCUGCCAGAAUCGACCACUACGUCGUCGAAGUCAAUAAAUUAAUAAUCAGGUUAGAGAAGCUCACCGCCUUUGACAGAACAAACACGGAGUCCGCGAAGAUUCGAGCGAUCGAAAAGUCCGUGGUGCCCUGGGUCAACGACCGGGACGUCCCUUUCUGCCCGGACUGCGGCAGCAAGUUCAGCAUCCGUAACCGCCGCCACCACUGCCGCCUGUGCGGGUCCAUCAUGUGCAGGAAGUGCACGGAGCUCAUCGGCCUUCCCUUGGCAAGUAGGUGGCGUGCGGCCGAGGCCCCGCACCCCGGUUCUCUCCCGGGCCCAGAAAAGUUGCUUGGUUUGAUGUCACUACCGACCACGGAACAGUUUGAGGAGCUGAAGAAGAAGAGGAAGGAGGAAAUGGAGAGGAAGAGGGCAAAGGAGAGACAGGACGCGGACCCGCUGCUGCAGCAGAUCCGCAACAUCGCGUCGUUCGCGCGGCAGGCCCGGGCCGCGGGCCGCGCCGACGAGGUGCGCACGCUGCGGGAGAACCUGCGGCAGCUGCAGGCCGCGUACGAGCAGCAGCAGACGCAGCGCGCCGCGGAGCUGUCGCGCCGGGAGGCCGAGGCCGAGGCCCUGCAGCGCCAGCAGCUGCGCGUGCUGCGGGAGCGCGAGCGCGAGCGGGAGCAGUGGCGGGCGGCCCUGCACGCGCGGACGCGGUCCCUGGACUUCCGGGAAGCGCGGCCGUUCCCGCGGGAGCCGGACCCGGGCUCCCUUCCCCGCAGCGGCGCGUCCCGGCCGGACGCGGGGCCGCCCCCGAACCCCUUCGCAGAGGAGGCCCCGCGCGGGUACAACCCCUUCGAGGAGGACGAGGACGAGGACGAGGACGAGGCCGGCAGCGCGGCGCCCAACCCCUUCGACCCGGAGGACGGGCCCGGCCCGCAGAGCGCCCCGAGCCCGCCGGCGCCCGGAAACCCCUUCGAGGAGCCCGCGGGCGCCAACCCCUUCGAGCCGGGCGGCGGCGGCGGCGCGGAGCGCAUCGAGGAGGAGCUGCUGCUGCAGCAGAUCGACAACGUCCGCGCCUUCAUCUUCGACGCCCGGCAGCGCGGCCGCGGCGACGAGGUGCACGUGCUCACCGAGCACCUGCGCGAGCUGCGGGCCGCGCUGGCCGCACAGAAGGGGGGCGCGGGCUGAGCCGGGGACGGGGGCCCCGAGAAUCCGGACGCACGCAGGUCUGUCCACGACAGCCGGACAAUAAAAGGGA
Propithecus coquereli (Coquerel's sifaka) is the source of this 2290-nucleotide messenger RNA. RefSeq names its product rabenosyn, RAB effector (gene RBSN). Lineage: Eukaryota; Metazoa; Chordata; Mammalia; Primates; Indriidae. The transcript has 10 exons. Bases 382 to 2220 code for a protein of 612 amino acids. Gene Ontology annotation, molecular function: metal ion binding. The record is from RefSeq and is a predicted model, not a curated record.